AUGGAACCGCCGGCCACCGCAAGAAAAAGCUCCUCCAGACGGCUUCUCUUUGACCGCCGAUACGGCUGGGUGGUCGACGAGUGGAAGGAUCCAUCGGAGGAAGCUCUCGCCGGCGGCCGAGGAAUGUUUUGUGUAGUUCCAUUGGGGAUAACUUUGUACAAGACCGCUUCGCAAUCGGUUAACUCGGCCGUCAAAUUUAUGGAUAUGAAGCUUCAGAAAUGGGCUAAUCCUAUGGACAACCCAAUAUCUAUUGGAGGUGGAGAUUCACGAUCAGUGUUUGAAACGUAA
Microthlaspi erraticum is the source of this 288-nucleotide messenger RNA. NCBI's taxonomy places the organism in Eukaryota, Viridiplantae, Streptophyta, Magnoliopsida, Brassicales, Brassicaceae. The record is from the annotation of a GenBank genome assembly.